Messenger RNA from Dermacentor silvarum, 1372 nucleotides. RefSeq lists its product as uncharacterized. Gene Ontology annotation, cellular component: chitin-based extracellular matrix. The coding region runs from base 1 to 1209 and encodes 402 amino acids. Gene Ontology annotation, molecular function: structural constituent of chitin-based larval cuticle. The record is from RefSeq and is a predicted model, not a curated record. NCBI's taxonomy places the organism in Eukaryota, Metazoa, Arthropoda, Arachnida, Ixodida, Ixodidae. The transcript is spliced from 3 exons.
AUGGCUGUGCAACCUCCCGAGGCCCCGUCCGGUUCCGGUUCAUCAACCGGAAUCGCUUCGAGGAAGCGCGGAAAUACAUCUAGCGACAGCGAGGACACUGAACUGUACUCCGCAUCUGCUGACGAGUCAUCGCAAGACGGCUUUGAACCUGUCUUGCACCGUAAAGCCAAGCGAAGGAUCGUCAAUGCAUCUUCGGUGUCAAGUUCGUUCACCGUAAAAACUGCACCUCAACGAUGGCCUCAUACCGUCCUGUUUGUGCCAGAGCACUCGACAGACAAUCUGCGCGUCCUCAACAGGCAAGCACUGUCUUUGUUUCUUGAGAACACUGUACCAAACGAGAUCAAGGAUGUGCUGUUGAUUGCCGCUGCCGCCACCACCGCCCUUGCCGGUUAUGCCCGGCCGGCGGCGCUGGCCGCUCCAGCUGUAGCAGCUCCCGUUCUCGCCGCGGCUCCAGCCCCAGCGGCGGCUGUUCUUGUCCAGCCAGCACACCCGUACAGCUUCGGCUACGACUCGAAGGACGAGUUCGGCACCCAUCAGUACCGCAACGAAGUGAGCGACUCGGCCAACCAAAAGCGUGGCAACUACGGCUACAAGGACGCCGGCGGAGUAUUCAGACAAGUCGACUACGUGGCCGACGGCGCGGGUUUCCGGGCCAACGUGUACACCAACGAGCCGGGUACGGCGCCGUCGGCGCCCGCCGCCGCCGCCUACACCGCUCCUGCAGCUGCGCCCGUGGCAAGGCCUGCCCUCCCUGCUGCUCCCGUUGUUGCCGCGGCUCCGCUUAGACCCGUAGCCAGACCUGCCCCCGUGGCCUUCCCGGCUCCCCCACCGGCUCCCCUGGUGUACGGACCCGCUCCUGUGGCUAAGGCUGUCCCAGCUCCGUACCCAGCGGUGUUCCACGCCCCGGCCUCCUACUUCGCACACCCGGUUCCCGCUGCUGCGCCAGUCGUCCACUCCGUCGCACCAGUCGUGCCGGCGGCUCCGGUUGUGCCGGCCCCCGCACCUGUGCUACCCGCGCCAGUUCACUAUGGCCCACCGGCGCCCCUUCACUAUGGCCCACCGGCGCCCCUUCACUAUGGCCCACAGGCGCCCCUUCCCUAUGGCGCACCGGCACCACUUCACUAUGGCGUGCGGCCGCCAGUAGCCCUAACUGCUCCGGGGCCUUCACCGCUCGCGGUCGCACACGCGCCCUACGUUCACUACUAUUAGGACACCCUGACGGACUCUCUGGGACGUCCUAAUCAUUCAUUCCAUCGUUCACGUCAUUACCAAGCUCUUUUUUGUCAAGUGAUGACGGAAAGAGGUCUGCAUGCAUGUAGCGUGGCGGAAAGCUAUGAAUGUGAAGAACUCGCUUCUCAGCUGAGAAUAAAUU